Molecule: messenger RNA, 1218 nt
Organism: Closterium sp. Yama58-4
Lineage: Eukaryota; Viridiplantae; Streptophyta; Zygnematophyceae; Desmidiales; Closteriaceae
Source: the annotation of a GenBank genome assembly
AUGCAUUUGGGAGUGAGGCCGCGGGACACGUUCAACUUCGACGAGACGGCACUCUACAUCUCCGUCCUGCCGCGGAAGACCUACGGAAAGGGCCGUAUUGCGGGAAGGAAGAACGGCAAAGAGCGUCUCACCGUGGGAUUUCUCGUCAACGCCGACGGCACCACGGUGUUUCGUCCGCUCGUGAUCUCCAAGGCGCGCCGCCCUCACGACUUCCGCCCCGACUAUGACCCCGAGGAGUUGUGCUACUGGCGCAACACCGCUAAGGGCUGGAUGACGACCUCGUCACACGCUCACGACCGACGGCAGUUCUCGGGCAUGUGGACGGCGGACGGCGCGACUUCGGCCGUGGCUCGCUACAGGCCGAAUCUCCGCGAUGUCAUCGCGUGGCUGAGCGACGCGUGGAUGAACAUCCCGCCGCGCACGAUCCAGCGGUGCUGGUGGCGCACGGGGUGCCUUCCACGGGUCUGGGCCAUGGAAUUGGCGCACGUGGGUGAAGAGGCAAUCCGCGACCCCGCCACCGUGGCGGACAUCGGCCUCGAUGGGGAGGUCAACGGAGUCGGCCUCCUCAUCGACCGACUGUGCCUCGGCUCCAGCGCAAUGGCACCGGCCGAUUUCGUCGCGGUGGACGACAAUCAGCCGACAUGUGCGGAGCCGGUGGAUGAUCCUCUCGCCCAGGAGCCGACGCCUGCGCCGACGCACGACACGUGGGCGCCUCCCUCGACGAUGCAGGAGGUCUACGACGACGCCAACCCGGCGUCGCGCGAAGCGCGGCGCACUGCCCGUUUGGCCUGCGAGAUGCUCAUCGGGUACGCCAAGGCGACCUGCGUCACUCCGCGAGACUUGUGCGCGCUCUUUGACAUCCGCAACCCCAUCAUCCGGGAGAGGAUGGAGCGCGCAAGCCCGCCUUUGAACCUCAACUCGACCCCACCUCCCGCCAUUACGGCUGCAUCCACCCCGGAACCUGAGACCCGCCGUCCUCGUGGGCGAGUCCUUCCCGCGUGGAUGACGGUGCCCACGGCGGACUGGAUUGCCCAGACCGCACGGCGCCAGGAGCUCAUCGACAGCGGCGUGCCGGCCGUCAUGAGCGGCUACGUCGCCGCAGCGGAACGGAUGCGCCCCGAAUCUCAAUGUGGCACCUCUGAAGUUGAGUGGGGCUUGUUCGUCUGGCAUUUGUGCACGACUCGUGCACAUUUCGAGAGUGACGAAAUGUGUUUGUGA